Molecule: messenger RNA, 4269 nt
Organism: Pogona vitticeps (central bearded dragon)
Lineage: Eukaryota; Metazoa; Chordata; Lepidosauria; Squamata; Agamidae
Source: RefSeq, a predicted model, not a curated record
AUGUGGUUUGAAGAGGAAAUGGUGACAGAUGUGAUUAGCAGUACCACCUUAACACCUGUUCAUUCAGAAGCGAGGCCUGCUGGCUCCCAGACCAUCACUUUGCCUUCUUCCUUGGAACCGCACCAGCCCUUCCAGGUCAUCAUCCGCUACACCACCAUCGAUGCGCCCGCGAUCUGGUGGUUAGAUCCGGAGCUGACGUACGGUCACGCCAAACCGUUUAUCUUCACUCAAGGCCACUCAAUAUGCAAUCGAUCUUUCUUUCCCUGUUUUGAUACGCCUGCAGUGAAGUGUACCUACUCUGCCACAGUCAAGGCUCCUGCAGGCAUGCAGGUAUUGAUGAGUGCUACUCAGAGUACCUACGAGGAACAAGAGGGUGUCUACCAGUUCUACAUGGAAUACCCAAUCCCUGCCUAUCUGGUAGCCCUUGUGGCCGGGGACCUUGUAGCUGCCGACGUGGGUCCUAGGAGCAAAGUCUGGACAGAGCCAUGCCUGCUAUCAACAGCGAUCAGCAAACUCUCGGGUAGGGUUGAGCGUUGGCUCAGUGCUGCAGAGGACCUGUAUGGACCCUACAUGUGGGGCAGGUACGACCUUGUGUUCCUUCCUCCUUCCUUCCCCAUCGUUGCCAUGGAGAAUCCUUGCCUGACUUUCAUCAUCUCGUCCAUCCUGGAGAGUGACGAGUUCCUCAUUAUCGAUGUCAUCCAUGAGGUGGCUCACAGCUGGUUUGGCAACGCAGUCACCAAUGCCACGUGGGAAGAGAUGUGGCUGAGCGAAGGGCUGGCCACGUAUGCUCAACGCCGGAUCACCACAGAGACUUACGGUGCAGCCUUUACAUGUCUGGAGACUGCCUUCCGUCUGGAUGCCCUUCACAGACAGAUGAAGCUCCUUGGGGAGGACAACCCCGUCAGCAAGCUUCAGGUUAAGUUGGAACCAGGUGUGAAUCCUAGCAAUCUGAUGAACCUCUUCACGUAUGAAAAAGGUUACUGCUUUGUUUACUACCUGUCUCAGCUCUGUGGAGACCCAACACGCUUUGAUGCCUUCCUUCGAGCCUACAUCGAGAAGUACAAGUUCACGAGCGUUGUGGCCCAAGACCUCUUGGAUUCCUUCCUGGCUUUCUUCCCAGAACUGAAAGAACAGUGCAUUGAUAGCAAAACAGGGCUGGAGUUUGAACGCUGGCUGAAUGCUACGGGGCCUCCUUUAAUUGAGCCAGACUUAUCUCAGGGAUCCAGUCUGACCCACCCGGUGGAGACGCUCUUCCAUCUCUGGACCACAGAACCUCUGGAUGCCGUGGCUGCCGCCAACAGCGUCAACAUCGCCGAGUGGCAAACCUUCCAGACGGUGCUUUUCCUGGACAGGCUCCUGGAUGGCUCGCCGCUGCCUCACGAGGUCAUAUCCAAGCUCUCCGAAUGCUACUCGGCCCAGCUGGAUGGCAUGAACGCAGAAAUCCGAAUCCGUUGGCUGCAGAUCAUUGUUCGCAAUGACUACUACCCUGACCUUCACAAAGUCCGGAGCUUCUUGGAAAACCAGAUGUCUCGGAUGUACACGAUUCCCCUGUACGAGGACCUCUGCACUGGACACUUGAAGUCCUUCGCCUUAGAAGUUUUCUACCAGACCCAAAACCAGCUGCACCCCAACUUAAGGAAGACGAUCCAGCAGAUCUUGACGCAGGGCUUGAACCCUCUGGUGGCUGCCGAGGCGACGGCUGUUGCGGCCGCAGCGACGCAGAGCCCGCCUGCUGGGCUCAAGGACAAAACUCCGGAAGCUGCCCAUGGUGCCAUUUCUCUCAGGGACGUAAACGUUUCUGCUUAGGUGUGCCAGCUUGUGCCUAGCAUUUGAAGCUGUGGGGCGGCGGAGGGGUCAAGCAAGAAGGAGGCCAUGUGAAGGAAGUAAUGUCGUCUCGCCUCUUGUGCUACCGCUGGCCCUGCUGGGGGACCGGAUUCAUGACUCCCUCUUCCUUCCCUUAUCCCGACCCCCCCUCCCCUCCACACACCCAUAUGUGCCUUCACGUGCCUGACACACUGGCACAACCAGGUAUCAGGGAUAUGUUUCCUUAUGGCUACAAGGUGGAACCAUUACGGGAUGGGGGCUCUUUUUUUUUGGAAUUGAUGCAUCGUGAGUGUAUAUUCCAGGGUCACUUUUUUCUCUCCCCCCCCCCAGCCGUUUCAGGGACUUGAUUAAUAGCUCAGCCUCCAGACACUGAAAGAGGUGGUGUGCGCCGUUGAGGAAGCAAUGAGAAGGGGGUGGGGAAAUGAUCAGGAUCGAGGUGUGGGAUGUGGUGAUUUGAAAGCAGGGACGAUGCUUUUGCAAAGAACCACCGUGUUUAUAAAAUUGAAAGGAAGGGGCAUGUGGGGUUUUUUUUUGUCCAUUUGUCCUUUUUACUGUGUGAUUCAGGAGGCAGAGAAUCUUGCUCAGCGAAAAACCUGUUGCGAAGCAGAGCCUUAAAGGUGCCGUCAAGGGUCUCAAGUGUUUGCAGACCUGGCCAUGAUUUAGCACCCUCCUGUCACCCAGUUCACUUUGAUAUCCAGACCCUGUUAAACUGCAGCCUGGCCAGAGGCCAGUGGUCUUCACCUCUGCUGCAGAUCCAAGUCUUGGCCUCUCUGAGUGCCUGACUCUGAGUCCUGAAAGCCAGUGGGGCAAAUGCCUCUUGCACAUCAAUACAUGGGGGGGCAUCUGCAGCAUGGACGGAGUCCACCAGUGCAUUUCCAAGUUGGCCAACCUCUCAUUUUAAAGGAGGCCGGCGGAAGAGAAGGUCCUGGUGGGUUCCGGCUCUUGCCCCCAGGAACACAAGAGCGAACAAAUGGGCUAAAUGUCCGAAUUAAUUUAUUUCCUUUGUGCUCCUUUCGGCUUGCAGUUUGACAAGGUCUUUAAGACAGUCUCUUGAUCAGAAAGCCUGCCUUUUCCAGGGCUACCUUCAGUAUCCUGUUGACAGCCAACAAGAAUCAUGCUCUAGGGGGUGGAGAGAAGACAGCGUGCAGUGCGUUCCCGAAACAACCCAGCCCUGUUGAAUGGAUCUUUAUUAGAUACAGGCAGAGGGAGGUCCUCUGUGUGGCACUGUUGCACCUUUCAAGGGAUGGCCUAAAGGUGAGCGUGAUGCAUCUUUUUCCUGCUCUGGGAGGGGCUGAGUUUUUAAUCCCUCCUUGAGGACCGUCUGCAAGAAACAAGAGAGCUUGAUCAUUGAACAAGAGAGGAGUAUAAGACAGCUCCCAGAGAAAAGAACAUGUUGGAAAUCGUGACAUCUUUGGGGCCAUAGGGGCUGGAUAGGAACAUGUGCGUCUGCCGUUUUGAAAGACCGUUAUCCCUGCGGCCUCCUUUACAUUUUGGGGGUAGGUGGCACACAAAUCUUUUCAGCAGUAACUUUGUAGAGCACUGGUUCCCAACUAUGGGUUCCCAGAUGUUCUUGGACUGAAACUGAGAUGCUGUCACCACUAGCUGUGCGGGCUAGGAGUUCUGGAGGUUGUCAUCUAAGAACAUCUGGGGACCCAAGAUGUUGGGAACCAGUGCUGUAAAAUGUAGAGGAGAUCUCUUGGUUUCCUGCACUUAGGACUGUGCGGAGGAUUGGCAGCACACUUCACACCUGCAUGACUCCAGUUUCAUAUGUUUCAUCCAGCUGCUGCCAAAGCAGGAAGAUGCCGUUGUGGAAUUUGCCCUGACUUGUAAUCUGAGGCCUAAGACUAUUAACCUUCCUUGGGAAUCAGUAACUCCUGGCAGCUGCACCACGUUCGGGACAAGGCAAGGAGGAAGGGAUUUGGACGGAAGCCCCCGUGCAAAAAACAGUUUACAGCUGUGGGUGGAGAGGAGAUCCCUGCUGUCAUCUUCAAUGUUUCCCUUUCUUCUGAUCUCAACAUUUUUUGACUAUUUUCGUUCCACGUUAGUCUGCUUCAGAUGAAAUGGGAAAGCUGCAGUAAACAUGGGCCUCAGAGAGAUGUCUCAUUGACAUUGAAAUAUUUAAGAAUUUCGGCAAGUUCUGCUCUUCCACAAAUGAGAACUUAGUUAAGUGAGGAAUAGGAUGUAUCCCCCCACUGCAAUCCAGCAAGUAUGUCUUGCUGUUUAUUUUGCAUGCAGCACCUUUUGACACCACUUCAUGUCUGGCAGAGGACCCCCCCUCCCCAAACCACUAGCCUGGUCUUCCUGCCACCACAGGCCUCUAUUUUAAUUGCAUUUUAUUUUUUUUUCUGGGAGAAUGUAUGGGGAUUCCUUUUAAAUGUUAUAUUGAUGCCUUACAAUAACAUCACUGAUAAAUGUUGAAUUAAACUAUCGGACUUGUGACUUUCA